AUGGCGCAACAGCCAAAGAUGCAUUAUCUCUCUCUCAAUCCCGCAGGAAAACCGCGGCCCAAAAUGACAAAUUCCUCCGCCGUCACAACCCUAUUCCGCUGCCUCGAACUCCCCACCACAGGCUCCGACCCGGCCGACCGGUCGCUGCCGAACCUAUCAAGUGAAGAGCAGUCGUUACCUUCCCGAAAAAUUAAAGCACAUCAUGUCUUCCUCCAGUUCAUCCUCAAAUGGUACCAAUGGUCAGUCUCAAUCAGCACCAAAGAGGAUAAAGUUCCUAAUAUCCAGCUCUGUGAGUCCUCUGACAAAAAUGGGGGCGAUAACCAACUAAGCAACAUCCCUUUGCCGGUACUUGCAGCUGAGUUGCAACGUCGGUUUUUGAACCAACAAAUGAUGGCAAAUCUGGCUCAAAACCAGCAGCAGCAGCAUGGUGUACCACCUGGCUGUCAAGGUGCAAAUACUGUGAUGGCCUCCUUGGAUGUCGAGCCUUCAUUUGAUAACUUCCCUUAUUAUAUAAGUAAAGAAAUAGAAUAUGAACUGGUCAGCUCACAUUUCCUACAUAUGAAGAACAAAAGCCAGCAUAGUAAGGCCAAGCGUCAGCGUACCGAUCAUAAACUCUUGUUGUGGGGUCCAAAUGGUUCAGACAUCUAUCAAGAGACUCUAGCGAUGGCACUUGCCCUGCACUCUGGGGCCAAGCUUCUUGUACUCGACUGUCAAUUGAAUCAAAGCGACUUGCCUGCUUUUGGCAAUGUGGGUAGUAGUGCCUUGAGAUUCGAAGCCAAACAAUUGAAGUGUACAACUGUGCCUACAAAUGGAGUCUCACUGUCAGCUCCCAAAAAAUCUAAAAAUCAGAUUCUGAAGAUAGGUGAUAGAGUGAUUUAUACAGGACUCAAGAAUCAAAUCAGCUCAACCCUGGCCAGGAAGGGGCCCGCUUUUGGAAUGCGUGCAAAAGUUGUUUGCUUUGAGAAAAAACCCAAAAAAGUGGGCGUGAGGUUUGAUUUUCCUAUUUCCGAGGGGACAAACCUCGGGGGUCUAUGUGAAGAACACAUGGGGUUUCUUUGUGAUGAGAAUGAACUCUCUAGUGAUGUGGAUGAUCAAGUCAAGCCCCCAUCUACAGCAUUUCAGGGUUUCCCUGUGGAGAACAAAUUGAUCUUAUUUAUGAAGAAUGCCGCAUCUUGUGCGGUAGAAAAUGGUGAAGCUUUAUCAGGGAUAGUCAGCUUGAUCAAUAGACUUCCCGACAAUAUCUUUUUGAUCGUAUCACAUGUUCAAAAGGAGUUCAAGGCUAACUUUGAUGGGAGAAUAGAAAAAGCGCAGAUGUUUCAGCAAGCGUUCAUGACUUUGUGGAAAUGCUUUUCAUUUAAAAUUAGUAUCCAGAUGCCUAAGGACAAGAAGCUUUUUGAUGUGCUGAAAAACCAGCUGGAUAGAGAUGCUGAACUCUUAAGAACGAGAGAAAAUAUUUAUCGGCUUCAGCAGGCUCUAUUUAAGCAAGACUUGGAAUGCCAAGGCAUAGAGACAUUGAAAGUGGAAGGCCAAAACCUUACAAAUGAGGAUGCUGAAAAGGUGGUCAAGUGGGCUCUAGGACGGGAAAUAAUGGUGCGUCCCCCAAUUCACAGUCGCGUGAAGUUUGCAUUGUCUAGAGAAAGUCUACUCGAUGCAUUGAACAAUUUGCGUGCUGCUCAGACUGGCUGGAAUGAAUCCGGAAAAUCUCAUAAGGACAUCACACCUGAAAAUGAAUAUGAGAAAAGAGUGUUGGAAAAUAUCAUCCUUCACGACAAAAUUGGUGUAACGUUUGAUGAUAUCGGAGCCCUUGAUAACAUCAAAGAUGCCCUCAAGGAGAUUGUGAUUCUCCCUUUGCAGAGGCCCGAAUUGUUCUGCAAGGGGCAGCUGACGAAGCCUUGCAGGGGUAUACUUUUAUUUGGCCCUCCUGGUACGGGGAAAACUAUGCUUGCCAAGGCCCUUGCCACUGAAGCUGGUGCAAAUUUCUUCAACAUUUCUCUAUCCAGUAUAAACUCAAAGUGGUAUGGAGAUUCUGAGAAAUUUGUGAGUGCUAUCUUCUCACUAGCAAGAAAGUGUGCCCCAAGCGUUUUGUUCAUUGAUGAGGUUGAUAGCAUUUUCGGGAAAAGAAAUGAUUACGAGCACGAAUUGACUCGCAAGAUAAAGACCGAGUUCAUGUUGAAUUGGGAUGGCUUGCUUACCAAGGAUACGGAGAGGGUUCUCGUUCUUGCUGCCACAAACAGACCUUUCGACCUUGAUGAUGCUGUAAUUAGAAGAAUGCCUCACAGAUUCAUGGUAGAUUUACCCGACGCCAGUAACAGAUCUAAGAUACUAAAAAUGAUACUGGCAGAAGAAAACCUGUCGGACAAUGUUGAUUUGAACGCCAUUGCUGACAUGACUAAUGACUUCUCUGGCAGUGAUCUCAAGAAUCUCUGUGUUGCUGCUGCUUAUGGACCGGUGAGAGAGUUUCUGAAGAAUGAAAAGGACAAAUCUGUAGAAGGAAAGCAAGAUGAACUCCGACCUAUGAACAUGCAGGAUUUCAUACGUGCCCGUGCUGAGAUGAUGGCGAGUGUGUCGAGUCGAUCGAGUAGUGUGGCGGAUGUAAUGCAGUGGAACGAGAUGUACGGAGACGGUAUUUCCCGGUCGGCCGCACCUGAUCCUCUCCCCAGCUAUUUCAUAUGA
Molecule: messenger RNA, 2673 nt
Organism: Striga hermonthica
Lineage: Eukaryota; Viridiplantae; Streptophyta; Magnoliopsida; Lamiales; Orobanchaceae
Source: the annotation of a GenBank genome assembly